AGCUGCGGCAGUGAGUAUGUGUUUGACGGACCCCCGCCGCCCACGGCCCGGGACCCCUGCCUACCCUCCGUCUAGCCCGCCGGGCUGUGGAACUAGCGCGUGCCCCCUCGCCGGCCUCGAUGUCUCCCGUCCGUGCCUCACUCGUGGCAGGGCGCAGCUCCUGGUCCCUCAGCUGCGCGCCGCCCCACGCGGCCGGGCUGCGGGACUCGGAGGUCCGCGUCUCCCUGGCUCCCCAAGGGCUAAGGCCAUGAUUCUAGAGCGGCUGGGCGUCCAGGGCCUCGGUGAGGUGGCGUGUCUGCCCUUUUUAUCUCCACGCAAGGCCCCCAGUCUUGUAGGGAAGCCAGUCAGUGAAGCGCGGAGGUCCCGGCGCGCCGAGAGUCCAGUCUUUGAGGACCGAGUAGUCCUGAGCCACCUCCCGCCUCUGCUGUCAGAAGCAGCAGCUGCAGCCGUAGAAUCCAAAAUUUCGGGAGCCGUGUCCCUUUCCUCAUGUAAAACGAGCAGACUUGGACUGUGUUUACUAAGGCGCCCUUUAUCCCUCCCAUCCUGUGAGCGGACAGUUGCCUUCAACUUUUGGGAAGAGCUGCCAUUUCGGUGGAAAAGCUGUGGCUGGGAAUCAGGAGGCCUGGGUUCUAGCCGUGGCUCCCCCACGGACUCGCUGGCGAUUCCAGAAAGCUCUUAUUGAAGCUGAUUUUAAGAUUAUUUCAGAUGACACAGUUGAAUUAGAGGCUCCAUUAGUAGGGCCUUUUUAGCUCAGUGAGUAAGUUUAGCUGAGCUCGUUUCUCCAACUAUAAAACGAGAGCGUUCAAUUUAAUGACUUUUCAGGUCCCCUCAGAAGCUCUUGACUUUGUGGUUUUCUUUUUCUCUUUAAAAUUUUUUCUAGGACCGUUAGAGAAAUGACUUCGUGUUUGAGUAGUUAGGCUGUUGCAUAGAAAGACUUUUAAAUGGAUUGUGUGUAUACUUAGGAAAGCAUUAUGCUUUCAAGAGAAUCUGAGGAUGGGGAAUAAACUCAGGAAGGAUCUUAAUGAUAGUUACCAGGGUAAGAGACUGCAUGACCGAAGGAAAAGGGCUAAGGGAAAGGUGAAGGAAAUGUUUCCGGAUAGGAUUAGUUCUCAUAAUAAUCAUGUAUCUAUCCCAAGAACAUCUGGGACUUAUGUGACUAAAUUUAGCUUAUUUUUUUUCCCACCGAAAUACUGUGCUCUAUUUGUCUUUUGUGACCUUUGUUUCACACAUUUGGAUUCUCCACCCCAAUCAGAUUUGAUUCAGAGUGGCCAUCGCAUUUGAAAAAUGGACAGACAUUUUAACCCUUUAGUCAAUUGUGUUUCAACUGCCCUGUCAGGGCAGCUCACUAAGAGUAAGAAAAAUUUUACGUUGAAAGUGAAGUGUAUUCAUCACAUUCCAGUGAAAAUUGGACUGAAAAUGAGGCUGUGGAUUUGAUUUAAAUCGGCUGGAGAUGGAUGCCUAUGUCAUCAAGAAGGAACAUCUAGGGAGGCUAAAGAUGUUUUGGAAGUAAAUAAGAGCAAAAGCUCAGAAUGACCAGUAGGUAGACUGUGAGAGCAGAAGGAUUGAUUAAAGAUUGUAUUAAGUAAACGCUGAAAGCUUAAAUAAGCCUUAAGUUGUCUAGUUUAAAACAAUUCAGUCAAUGAAUACUGCUCCCUCUUUUGAAUGCUUCAAGGUUACUGACUUUUUAUGAUGUUUGGUGGCUAUGAGACUAUAGAAGCAUACGAAGAUGAUCUUUAUCGAGAUGAGUCAUCUAGUGAACUGAGUGUUGAUAGUGAGGUGGAAUUUCAACUCUAUAGCCAAAUUCAUUAUGCCCAAGAUCUUGAUGAUGUCAUCAGGAAGGAAGAACAUGAAGAAAAGAACUCUGGGAAUUCGGAAUCUUCGAGUAGUAAACCAAAUCAGAAGAAGCUAAUCGUCCUUUCAGAUAGUGAGGUCAUCCAGCUGUCAGAUGGGUCAGAGGUCAUCACUUUGUCUGAUGAAGACAGUAUUUAUAGAUGUAAAGGAAAGAAUGUUAGAGUUCAAGCACAAGAAAAUGCCCAUGGUCUGUCUUCUUCUCUUCAGUCUAAUGAGCUGGUUGAUAAGAAAUGCAAGAGUGAUAUCGAGAAGCCUAAAUCUGAAGAGAGAUCAGGUGUAAUCCGAGAGGUCAUGAUUAUAGAGGUCAGUUCAAGUGAAGAGGAAGAGAGCACCAUUUCAGAAGGUGAUAAUGUGGAAAGCUGGAUGCUACUGGGAUGUGAAGUAGAUGAUAAAGAUGAUGAUAUCCUUCUCAACCUUGUGGGAUGUGAAAACUCUGUUACUGAAGGAGAAGAUGGUAUAAACUGGUUCAUCAGUGACAAAGACAUUGAGGCCCAGAUAGCUAAUAACCGAACACCUGGAAGAUGGACCCAGCGAUACUAUUCAGCCAACAAAAACAUUAUCUGUAGAAAUUGUGACAAACGUGGCCAUUUAUCAAAAAACUGCCCCUUACCACGAAAAGUUCGUCGCUGCUUCCUGUGCUCCAGGAGAGGACAUCUCCUGUAUUCCUGUCCAGCCCCUCUUUGCGAAUACUGUCCUGUGCCUAAGAUGUUGGACCACUCAUGUCUUUUCAGACAUUCCUGGGAUAAACAGUGUGACCGAUGUCAUAUGCUAGGCCACUAUACAGAUGCUUGCACAGAAAUCUGGAGGCAGUAUCACCUAACGACCAAACCUGGACCACCCAAAAAGCCGAAGACCCCUUCAAGACCAUCAGCCUUAGCAUAUUGCUAUCACUGUGCGCAAAAAGGCCAUUAUGGACACGAAUGUCCAGAAAGAGAAGUGUAUGACCCGUCUCCAGUAUCUCCAUUCAUCUGCUACUAUGAUGACAAAUAUGAAAUUCAGGAGAGAGAAAAGAGACUAAAACAAAAAAUAAAAGUACUCAAGAAAAAUGGGGUCAUCCCAGAGCCAUCCAAGCUACCUUAUAUAAAAGCAGCAAAUGAGAACCCCCACCAUGAUAUAAGGAAGGGCCGUGCCUUGUGGAAAAGCAACAGGUGGCCUCAAGAAAACAAAGAAACACAAAAAGAAAUGAAGAACAAGAAUAGAAACUGGGAGAAGCACAGGAAGGCUGACAGACAUCGUGAAGUGGAUGAGGAUUUUCCCAGGGGCCCCAAAACCUAUUCUCCUGGCAGUUUUAAAACCCAGAAGCCUUCCAAGCCCUUUCACCAUUCAUCGCAUUACCACACGUCAAGAGAAGACAAGUCUGCCAAGGAGGGCAAGAGGGGCAAGCAGAAGAAAAAGGAGAGGUGCUUGGAAGAUGAUGACAAUGAUAACUUAUUUCUUAUUAAGCAGAGAAAAAAAAAGUCUUAAGCCGUCAGGCAGCCUCUAAUGUGGCUUUUCAUUGUUCAUUUGGCCUUUGUGUCUAUAACCUUCUGGCAUUGUGUUUAUUAUCUAUGAUUAAAUAAAGUGAGUUUUUGGUUUUGUUUUUUUAAUUUCAGCCAUUCCUAGAGUUACUGAAUAUCCAUGGAGGUCUCAAUUCUCUGUGUCCAACAGGAUAUUAGGUAAGAAAGUACAAAGAUAAACCUGGACUUCUCCUAUUCCAAUAUGUCAUCUUUACUCAGAAUCCUAGGGAUAGGUAGAAGAAUUCAUCUUUUCAAGAAAACUUUUAAAAAAUACUUUGGAAAAAAAAACUGCAUCAAAGGUAAUUCAUCCUCAACAUGAGUAUGAAAUUAAAUCCUUGCAGGACGAGAAAUUAACACUAAGAAAAAGUUAUCAGUAUUUUUCAACUUUUUUUUUUUUUUUUUUUUACAUUGGAAAGGACAAUAACUAUAAAUCUAUAUCCAGAUUUUCUUGCUGCUGAAGCUGUUGUCAGAAUCUUCCUUUGGACAAAACAUCACUAGCUGACUAUAAAAACAAAAGUGUCAUCAUUGAAGCCCUGAAGAGGCAGGGAAUUGAGCUUCAGCAAAAUACAGGUAAAUAACUAUCCAGUAUAAAUGUCAGAAGACAGAUUUCCUAAACAAGUAAAAGAGACAUCAAAAAUUUUAACAUAAUCACAAUGAAAUCAUUUUUUACCACUUUUACAGCAGCGUUUCAAGCAGACUGUCACUCAGAUCUGUAGAGAUGAAUAUUACUCAAAAAAUUGUUUUGUUCUCUUGCAUUUUUUUCAACUACUGCAAAGCUAUACAGAUUUUUUUGUACUUGUGGAUCUUUUGUACUUCUCAUAGCCUAAUGUCAGAAUAAGAAAAAUAAAAUAUCUGAAAGAGAGUAAA
Messenger RNA from Symphalangus syndactylus (siamang), 4214 nucleotides. It is a transcript of the gene ZCCHC7, whose product is annotated as zinc finger CCHC-type containing 7. Gene Ontology annotation, molecular function: RNA binding; zinc ion binding. Gene Ontology annotation, biological process: nuclear polyadenylation-dependent snoRNA catabolic process; nuclear polyadenylation-dependent snRNA catabolic process; nuclear polyadenylation-dependent rRNA catabolic process. NCBI's taxonomy places the organism in Eukaryota, Metazoa, Chordata, Mammalia, Primates, Hylobatidae. The record is from RefSeq and is a predicted model, not a curated record. Gene Ontology annotation, cellular component: TRAMP complex.